Magnolia sinica is the source of this 1092-nucleotide messenger RNA. RefSeq lists its product as uncharacterized. The coding region runs from base 499 to 942 and encodes 147 amino acids. The record is from RefSeq and is a predicted model, not a curated record. The transcript has 2 exons. Lineage: Eukaryota; Viridiplantae; Streptophyta; Magnoliopsida; Magnoliales; Magnoliaceae.
UUGUACACCGAAGCUUACAAAUUUUGCUACAUACAUCAACAACUGUUUAUUCCUGUACAUUUUCCUUCAUUCGGCUAAACCUUAUAAUUAACACAUACUGUAUUCCGCAUUAUUCUCUUUGUGUAACUGCCUUCCCAUCUGCACAUAGGUGAUAUGUCGGCCAAUUUGAGUGGAUCUACUCCUACUCCAACGCAAUCGCUGUUGCAUAGCCCGGUUCUACCGAUACGUACCUCACCACGUGAGAAGUCCGUAAUAUUUCUGGCAGAGCCAUCCUAUCGCGCUACGAAGAUCAAAUGGACUGGAACUAUGGAUCAAGUUUUGUUUGACACCUUGAUUGAGCAAAUUGCGCUAGGUAGAAAGGGAGAUAAUGGCUUCAAACGAGAAGCAUAUCAAGUGGCCGCCGACGCGGUCCAUAGACGUACAUAGAUACUUCUUACCUGGAAAAAUGUUCAAAAUAGAUUGAGGUAUCACAAGAGGGAGUACGGUGAUAUAAAGGACAUGCUGGUUGUGAGCGGUUUCGGUUGGGACAGUGAGCACAUGGUGGUGACGGCCCCGGACGAGGUUUGGGAGGAAUAUUUAAAGUGUCAUCCGCGAGCUGAGAGGUUGCGCAGCAAGCGAAUUGAGCGGAUGGAUGAUUUAUCGGUGAUUGUCGGGUCAGACCAGGCGACGGGCAGAUAUGCACAAGGAAGUUGGAACAUUGUGGCAUCCACGUCUCGUGUUUAUAGAGACCUGAAUGAUUCGUGGAGAGAGUUGGACGAUGAUACAGAUGCUACCGUGGACCUAUCUGAGGAAAACCUCGAUGAAUCACCUGACAUAUUUGGCCGAUCAACUGACAGUCAGACAAGGGAAAAUAGGUCGUUUCAGGACAGACCCACUCGUAGAACCGAUUCUGAUAGUAGUCAUGGUGGAAGUGCAACAACAAAAAGGAUGCGACCUGCUUGACCAUGUGAUGUCGUAGGCUUAUCUCUCACGAGUGUCGCAGAGGCAAUGCGUAACUUCUCUGUUGGAAAGGAUGUCAACCGAACAUGAUGUGUUUUAGACAUACUGGAAGAGGUUUAGGGGCUAACCAAUGCUGAAUUUAUUGAGGUUGGU